ACCAUAUUAAGUGAUAAUGAAGUUGAUAGUUCUGUUGGUGGUUUGCUGGAGCGGUUUGUCGACAGCUUUGAACGUAAAUGAAACUUGCACUACGCCGUGCAAUUCACCGGGAACCUGCGUGGAAGCAGUAAAAUGCGCUUAUGUUAUCAACAUUCUCAGAAAACGGAAUGCGACCUAUCUGGAUUCGGAAUACUUGUCUAACAGUAUAUGUGACCAUUUGCCAGAUUCAGGUUCCGUUCCAUUGAUAUGCUGUCCUAGCUUAAUUAAUCCAGCCGAAUGUGGAACGUUGGACGUCGGACGCCGCAUUUUCGGUGGUAAUGUCACUGAACACGGUCAGCAUCCUUGGGCAGUGGUCCUAAUUUACAAUAUAGGAAGAAACAAGUUCGCUCCCGAAUGUAGCGGUUCGCUGAUAAAUUCUAGAUUUGUGCUAACGGCUGCACAUUGCAUAGUAGAGGUUCCUAGCAAAUGGAAAUUGCAUAAGGUACGGUUUAAUGAGUGGAAUGCACUGAAGAAGGCAAAUUGCACUGUUGUAAACGAUGAAAAGAUUUGUCGUCGAGAUUACGCAGUAGAAAGUAUUACUGUCCAUUAUGGUUACGGGAAGAAAGAUCCAAACAGAAAUCACGAUAUUGCUUUAGUCAAACUAGUGGAAGAGGUUACAUUCGACAAAUAUGUUCAACCAGUUUGUUUACCAGUGGAUACUUCAAUUCAAGAACUGCCCAUCGAUAGUGAAGAGUUUACUGUAACGGGUUGGGGUCUAACCGAAACUGGUUUUCGAAGUCCCGUGCAAUUACAUGUCGAUUUGAUCGGAAGGAAUAACGAUGUUUGUGAUAAAGUUUAUUCUGCGAUCGGUAUCACAUUAACCGACGGUCAUCUCUGCGUGGGAGGUGAUAAGGGAAAAGAUUCCUGCAAAGGUGACUCUGGUGGGCCGCUGCUCAGAUUAGUCGGUACCGUGUGGUACCAGGUCGGUGUCGUCAGUUUCGGGUCGCAAUUCUGCGGAACUAAAGGCAUACCCGGGGUCUAUACCAGUGUGGCAAAACACAUCGAUUGGAUAGUUCAGACUGUGCAUGAGAGUUAUUGCAUAAACAACGAAGUUGCAACUGAACUAUUAGUCACCUGAAAAAAGAUUAAAAUAAAAAAAA
Molecule: messenger RNA, 1139 nt
Organism: Sabethes cyaneus
Lineage: Eukaryota; Metazoa; Arthropoda; Insecta; Diptera; Culicidae
Product: CLIP domain-containing serine protease B15-like
Exons: 4
Coding region: 17-1117 (366 amino acids)
Biological process (GO): proteolysis
Molecular function (GO): serine-type endopeptidase activity
Source: RefSeq, a predicted model, not a curated record